Messenger RNA from Andrographis paniculata, 688 nucleotides. RefSeq names its product glycine-rich cell wall structural protein-like. The record is from RefSeq and is a predicted model, not a curated record. The transcript has 2 exons. The coding region runs from base 80 to 454 and encodes 124 amino acids. Lineage: Eukaryota; Viridiplantae; Streptophyta; Magnoliopsida; Lamiales; Acanthaceae.
AUGCUCCUUGAUUCUCACCCCAAUCAUAACAACUGAUUCUCAAACAUAUAUUCAUUUCCAUUAUCUGAAUUACUUAGCAAUGGCUACUUCCAAAGCAGUUGCUGUUCUUAUCCUUUUCUUGGCAGCAUUCCUUCUGAUUGCCUCCCAAGUGGCUGCCAGAGAUCUGGCUGAGAACACUGAUGCCACUGAACAACAAGUCGAGGAAAGUGAAGCUGAAACUGACCAGUACGGAUAUGGAGGUGGGAGAUAUGGUGGCGGAAGAUACGGCGGCGGUGGAAGAUACGGCGGCGGAAGAUACGGCGGCGGAAGGUAUGGCGGAAGAUACGGCGGAAGAUAUGGAGGCGGAGGAGGCCGAUAUGGAGGUGGCUACGGGUGCCAGUACCGCUGCGGAUAUCGCUGCUGCUCUGCCGCUGAGAAGGCUGAGUUCGACGCUCAGGCCGACACCCAAAACUAGACUUGUUUCAGACCAAGGCAAAGCCAGAGAGUGCAUGCACUAUAUAUAUAUAUAUAUAUAUGUAUGUAUCUUGUGGUUUACUCGACCACUUUCCUUUCCUUAUGUGGUGAAUAAAUAAUAGUGUGCAAGAGAAUGAUCUGUAUGUUGUCACGAUCGAUCUAUCUAGGCACAGCCACUCUCCUGUAUGAGUAUGACUACCUCGUUACUGUGAAAUUUAUACUGCUUUCAAACUUA